Messenger RNA from Pyrenophora tritici-repentis Pt-1C-BFP, 1727 nucleotides. Its product is annotated as BRO1 domain containing protein. Gene Ontology annotation, biological process: cellular response to pH. Gene Ontology annotation, cellular component: plasma membrane. The record is from RefSeq and is a predicted model, not a curated record. Lineage: Eukaryota; Fungi; Ascomycota; Dothideomycetes; Pleosporales; Pleosporaceae.
AUGCCCUUUCCAUUUGUUCUACCCACGACUUCUAGCAUAUCCUUCAUAGAUUACUUCAAUAGCAGCACGCACCCGUCUUUGCCAAACUGCGCAACAACUGCGCGUGGCGUCCUUCGCGAUGUCUUGAAACGACACAAGCGCAUACCACCUCCAUCGCAAGCUUCGAAUCUCUCCACCGUACUAUCCGCCCUCAACGAUUAUAUACCGUAUCUGUUCGCUCUCGAUGCGGGUCUAAGCGGUACGAGUUGCGCUGGAGAAGAAGUCGAUCUCGUAUUGGUCAAAGAGCUGGAGAUUGAAUGGCGCUCAACCCUAGGUUCCUCGAUACCUGGCCGUGAGCCUGCGCGGGUAAAGCUAAAGGGUCUAGAGAGUGAGCUGUGCUUUACACUGUCGACGCUGGCAUAUGUGUAUAGUUUGCAGGCUCGAGCGCAGCUGCACACACUCUACAAUGCCACCGUACCCUCACCCGAACAACGCGCAACUGCAAUCGGUGCUGCUAUGAAACACUUUCUCGAGGCAGACUCGAUACACACGUAUUUGGCCAACCGAGCGGGUCAGCACAAUGCGCAACCGGCAGCGGUGGAUAUCUCGGCACCUAUGCUUGGGGCUCUAGCCGAGCUUACUAUGGCCGAAGCUACACUCAUCACCGUCCUCAAGGACGACCCAUAUCCGGCUGUUGUUAUAGAAGACAGGAACAAACAGAGCAAGGACUGGAUGUUUAGAGGCGUUGAGAUACCCAAGGUCCGCGCGCAUCUGUUUGCUCGGUUAUGUCUUGCUUCCUCUGAGCACGCCGCGAAAGCUCAGGCUAUGCUUGGUCGAUCGCCGAAGAUUAAUGAUGACCUACUCAAAUAUGUAGAUGACUUGAGGCGGACGGCAAAGGGCAAGGCCUGUCGAUUUCUCGCCUGCGACGCCGAGGCAAGCGCCAAAACCGGUGAAGGCAUCGCGUGGCUAAGGGGUGCAAAGAAAGAACUCGGUUUCGCCUCGCUAGGUGUAGAAUCGGACAAGAAAGCUUCCGGAUUUUCCAAGCUCAAGAAAGACUGGCAGGAGAAGAGGGAAGAUCGUAAGAUUGAAAAGGGCGUAGACUGGGGCACCGAUGCAGGCAAGUUCGAAGAAGGACGAAUAGUCGACAUGUUGCUGAAAAAAUGGGAGAAACAGAAUGACACGGUUGGCGUGCAAGUGAUUCCCCCGUCCGAACCACUGUUGGCAAGUAUGCCAUCAGGACGUGAGUACCACACAACCAAAAUGUUCGUCGUCCCCGCUCUCGACGAAGACGCUCUUGUCCGUAUGAGAGCGCCCCCAGACCCCAGCGAAACAUUCAAGGGCGGCGAAGACGACAGCGGAGAUGAGGAAGACCCGAGUCCGCCAGUGGGUGCAUUUCCAGGGACCAAGUCUGAUUAUGCGCCGAACACAAAUUACUAUUGAUUGCAGAUGUCGAGACGCAUCUCGAUUCCCCUCAAAUAUCCACUUUCGAUAGGCUUGACAAUUGUGGGCGAAACAUGUGGAGACUCAAAUACGCCACUAGCGAUACCGCACACGCUUAUCACAGCCACGAACGCCCUGUAGAACCCCGCGCGCUGUGCCGUUGAACGGAAACCUAUGCCUUGUUUAGCAUGUCCAGCCGUGGGAGUGUGUAUCCCAGUGUCAUGGUGUGCAGGUCAAGGGCGUAGAUAUCGGCAUUACUCCCAGUAAUAAUAAUCCCGAAACCUUGACGUUCAAGAUACGCCACAACA